Molecule: messenger RNA, 5162 nt
Organism: Blepharisma stoltei
Lineage: Eukaryota; Ciliophora; Heterotrichea; Heterotrichida; Blepharismidae
Source: the annotation of a GenBank genome assembly
AUGGAUAGCAGCUUCAAUAGUAAAGUUGACCUAGCUCUAACGCGAGAACUGAAACCACUUCUAAUUACAUUUGAAAAGGCAAAAGAAUGGGAAUGAAGCGAUCUAAUUCGCUGGCUGAAGUCAGUUAAGCAUCUCCUAGACCAUCAUAAGAGUGAAGCAAUACCUGAAAAGUUUACGCUCGCCAAACGUCUUCAGCAAUGCUUGAAUCCCGCACUACCACAAGGGCUUCAUCUUAUAACACUAAGUAUAUAUGACACUAUUUUAGAAGAGCGACAAAACUUCGAAACCUUAACCUUUUUCUCAACUGGAUUUUUGCCUUUCUUUGAAUACGCGUCAUCGGAAAACCAAAAAGCAGUGGUCAGACUAGCAAAGCAGUUCUUACAUUUGGAUCCUGCAAUCAGUUUGAGAAAUGCUUUGAUUGGAAUUGUUACACCGCUGCUGCCAGGACUUGAAGAAGGGACUUCUAAUCAAGAUGUUGAAAGAGAAGUGAUGAACUUAUUUGAUGCUUUUGCUGAAAAAGAUAAAUUUGGGCUUUUUCAAGCAAUUUGGCAUGCACUUUUAAAGACCAGCCGCGCAAGAUUAGGAGCUUUAAAUUAUUUAACAAAAAGGAUUCCUAAGGAUUCCAGAAUUAUUAUAGAAUUUAUGCCAGAAAAAACAAUGCUGCUAAGUGCAUUAGCUGCUGGCAUACAUAGUGAAAACAUUUUGGUGCAGCGAGCAACAAUUGAUUUGCUGAUAAGCCAUUUUCCAAUACUCCAAAAUGAAGGGGUUUUUAUACUUGAAGAAAAAAGAUCGAUUUUAGAACUGUUAUUUAGGCUACUCGCUAAAAGAGACUCAACCUUGACAAGGAGAAUUUGGGAAUAUGUCCAUUUAGGGGAAAGUUUGCCAUCUGAAGAAAUUUUUGAAAAUAUUAAAGAAGAAUACAUCGUACCCACCUUAAAAGCAAUUUUAGAAGCAAAAGUCGAUUUAUCUGGAAUUUCAACCCAGGAGCAAAUCAGCAAGGUCAUUGAGCCGCUAGUAAUUGCGGAGGCUGCGCUUGAUAAAGAUAAUUUAGGCACUUUGUUGUUAAGAGAUAUUUCUGUGAGCUUGAUUUCUAAUGUAAAAAACCAUAAAGAUCAAGAAAUUUAUGGAAAAGAGGUAUGUGAGAAAUUUUCAACAAUGCUGAGAAGCGAUCUAUGUGUAAAUAAUGUGAAAUUAAUAUGGCAAGCUCUAGCUGAUUCUCUUGAAGAGAACUGCAUUGGAGAGGUUGGGGACAUUAUGGAUGUUAUUUAUUUCUACAUCACCAAUUUCCCAAUCAGUCAAAAAAGCUAUGAGUGUAUGGUCCCGAUCCUUGAUAUUUUAUAUACAAAUAUGCAUAGACUCCACAAUUCUUUGAGCACCUCUUUAAAGAUCGUUCAGAUUUUAUUAAGCAAAACUGAAAUUACAGUUGACAUCCAAAACUCAAUAUCAUGCUUCUAUAGAUUUUACGUGGAGUUUUCAAAAAAUGCAGAAAUUCCACUAAAAGACCUUAAACGAGCCUCAUUAAUUGCGUUUACAUUAGCUCGUCAUGGGACUCCUGAAUUCGGCUGGCUAAGCUGCAUAAUCAAUUUCAUAACAAGCAAUAAGGAUGUUGAAAAAUCCUUAAUGGGGAUCGAAAUUGCUAUAAAUCUAUUAAAAGAAAACUUAGAGCCCUACAAAAAUUUCCUUCAAAGCGAGCUUGGCGGCCUUGAAGAUUUCUUCUUUAAGCAGCUUUGGCAGUUUCUCGACCAGUCUAAAAAGCGAAAAAAAAUUGUGAAGCUUAUAUGGAAGCUUUCUGACCCAAUAACCUAUAUUCUCCAGGCUAUCCAAAACAAUCUUGCGUUAUCAAAGCUAAACCCUCCAAAUGAAGUCAAACCAAGAAUUGAUACACUUAACCGUCUAAAUGUGGUAUGGAAUAUUACCAGAAACCUCAAUAAAAACGAACUAAAUGAGCUAUUCUCGCGCGAAUGCAUUUUAUUAAUUUUAGACAAGCUUGAAGACCCUCAUCCAGCAGUGAAGCACGCAGCUAAAAAUUUCUUAAAAAACGCUUCCCCAGAAUUUUCAUUAUUUAUUGACCCAUUGUAUGAAUCGCUGCUUUAUACAGGGAUUUCUCCUUUGUACCCUCCAAUCUCAUAUUCCUUCAAAAUCUUUAAAAUCCUCUUGUCAGCAAAUUGCUUUGCUUAUCAAAAUAUUGAAAAAAUGACAUUGGGAGAGAAAAUGCAAGAUCUGUGGCUUGAGUAUAGAAGAAACAUAGUGAAUUCUGAAGAUGUUGCAACCUAUGCAGAUUUAUUGACUGAAAUUUGUGUUAAUUAUUUAGUAAGCCCUGCUGCGAAUAGAAAAGACAGAGAAAGCCAAGGCGCAGCUGGGGAAGUGAUAGAGCUGAUUUUAAGUUAUGGGGAUCGAGAACUCGCUUACAGAUGUGUUUUCAGAAUUAUGAGGUCCCUUAAAAAAAUAUUUGAAGCAAAAGAUGGAGUUAUGCAAUUAGUUUACUUGAAUAUUUUGAACCAAAUUUUGUAUAACUGCAGGAUAGAGACUAAUAAAGACAGAUGCAAGGCUUUAUUAUCUAUAAAUUUCAUAUCAAUUUUAGAAGAUGAUAACUUUUUGACAGGACAAGAUGAAUACGUCAGAAACCACUGGGUCAGCUUUUUGAUAAAAUCAUUAGACUUCGUCUCUGAAAGAAUAGAUUAUGAUACGUUUAUCAAAAUGGCUUCAAUUGUUAUAGAAAAACUGUGCGCACAAAUAGAAAUAAGUGUUAAUAAAAAGCAUCUGCUAUUAGGAAUUACAGCUUACUUGCAUUAUGGUCUCAGUAUAUCAAAGCCUGAUGCUUUCGCUAUUUCAGAGCCAGACCCUCAUUCAGUGGCAAGAGAAUCGUUUUUUGAAGGAAUGUUUAAAAGACUAUUAGGCAGUGAUUCAGUCCCUGUUAUUAUUGCUGCUAUAAGAAUUUCUCAAGAAAUGUUUAAAGAAUUCGAAAAAGUCUUGGAGUGCUGCUUAUUGUGCAUAAGUGAUUACGAUUGUGAAGAUAUUAAGGCUAAAGGGGUAAAUAUUUUUACAGCUGUAAAAGGAAAGCCAAUUGAGGAUAAAGUCAUUAAAAAAUUACUAGACCCAAUUAUGAUAUCCAGGACUUAUGAGCUGAUUAGGGCUUCAAUAGCGAUUUGGAUCAGCCGAUCUGCAGCUGAAGUUGACCCAAUCCCAAGAACUGACCAAGAUUUAAUCAAAGUUUUAUAUAAUUUUAUCUCAAAUGAGCAUAUUUUUAUUAGAAACUAUAUAACAACAUAAUAAUUAUGACUAGGAUAAGAAUAUUGACCGCUCUAGAUACCCCUCUUGAUGUGGUUUUAGAAGCUAUUUUUAAGUACCUAAUCGAUGAUUUGAAGCUAGGAAGUGGGAAUUACCGAAAAAAUUCAGGCUUAAAUAGAAGCCAAUAUGAAUCAGUAGCCCACUUUAUUUACUCUCUAUUGAGUUUUUACACCAAAGAAAAAUUCGAAUCGAUCUCUAAAGAGCCAAACAUUGUAUGGAAUGAAGCUUUAAGGUUAUUGCGAAUACUAGAUACAUCAGAAAUCAACUCUAUUUCGCUUUGGAUAUUAGAAAUAACUUAUUUAUUAUUUAUUUCUAAUAAAAUAGUCAUAAUUUUUUUCUUAUAUUUGAUUAGCACAGAUUCAUUAUAAAUUUUAUAAUAAAACGUGUAGGGAUUGACUAUGUUAUGUCAGGAGACAAAUCAUUUGCGAAGGGUAUCAGAGAUUUGAUGCAAAAAUUAAUGAAUCAGGUAGUAGGAUACUGCAUGAUUAAUGAAGAGCUAGACAUUGAAUACCCAUUCCCUCCAUCUGCCUAUGAAACUGAUAAAAUUUCAGCACCACUUACAUUAUGUUCACUGUUAACCCUCAAGAAAACCCUAUACGAGAUUUCUAAGGCUAUAUGGAAAGAUAAUCCAGAAAAGAUCGCUAGCCAAAUCCAAUACAACACAGGAGUGGCAUUAAAAACUUUGACAAGUAAAACUAGCAAUUUGGAUGUUGAUAUCAUGACUGACCUCUUAUAUUCUUUAUUGGAAUCUGGAGGGAGACGUUUAGCAAAUGCCUAUAAGAAUUUAAUUCUCGACCAUAUAGCUUCGAAUGAAUUUUUCUCAUUGAUGAAGUCGAGGAAAAUAUGUCUUAAACAUUGGUGCCAAAUUAUAAAACUUAUUUCUUACCAAUGCUAUGAAGAUAAUAAAGAGCAACUGAUCAAAGAAGUUCUUACUCCCCUCUGUGAGCAAGCAAAGCUGUGGGACAAGCCUUUAUUAUGAGAAAAUAAGCAAGCAAAAAAUUUUAAAAAUAUUUGGUAUAUUAGUGAUAAUAAUUAUAAAGGAAAACUCUAGCUAAUUGAAUUGAUUUUUAAAAAAGCUUUAUAAAUUAUAUAAAUUAAAUUAAUAUUUACUUUCGGAUUUUUGAAAUUUGGAAUUUUUUAAAUUAAAAAAAAUAAAUCCCUCCGUUAGUUAUAUAAAACUUUUUUGCUUGGGAGUUAAAAGAAUAAAUAAAUAUAACAGAUCAAAAAUCCUUAAAAGCAUGAUUUUUGUGGUCUAUAGUGGAGACAUUGACGAUUACAAUGCAGCAUUAAAUACAAUAAGCGAAUUUUUGAAUGAAUUCCUACGAGUUGACAAAGAAUCAAUCUCAACAGUGUUUUUCUGCAUCAGAGUGCUAUUAGUAAAAUUAUCGCCUCAGCUAUUAAACGAUAUAUGGCCAAGAAUCUGGCCCCAUACUUUAACUGAACUUUUGCAAAUUCUUGAAGCAAAUUCAAAAAUCCCUAACUGCUUAGCAGCAUUGAAGUUGAUUGACACCAUGAUUGUUUUAAAUAUCCAAGAAUUUAUUAUGCAUCAAUUUAUUUUCUUCUAUGAUUCUACAGCCUGCUAUGACUGUUUAGAUGAAUUUGAUGAAGGAAAAGAUGAGUAUGUGCCCAUUAUUCCUAGGAAAUAUACAAGAGCUCCAAAGACCAUCAAAAUGAUGGAAGUCAAGCAAAAUAUUGAGGCAGUCGAAAAAAGAGUCCUUACUAUGAAUGUCAAAGCUAUAGAUCAAAACGAACUAGAUAUUAAGGCAAAAGCUCUUGCGAGAGAAAUUGUCAGACUAAGCCAAGUAAGAGCAAUUCCAGAUGAUAAAAACAUCAAAAACUCUAUAGAAGAUGACUUUUUAUCAGACAAUUAUUAA